AUGAGGGUGGGUCAGCUCAGUCACUGCUUGAAAAAUCAGAAAGCGUUAGGAGAGUCCAUGGCUAGCUGUAUUAAAUAUUUCGACAGUUCUGUUCUUCAAGGUAAGGUUCAGGAAGGUGUGGAAGUUUGUCUGUUCAAGGUACGAUACAAAAGCCUGCUAAAACCUCCGCGCUCCGAACAAGAAAUAAUUUUUGACUACUAUAGUUGUAUGCUAGAGGGUGAAUUAUCCCAAUUAAAUGGACACAAAGAAUGCUACCAAUUCUAUCAAUUCGGUUUUCUUCAAAAAUUGCUGAGUGUGUUCCUGGGAGUUGAGGGUCUCAUUCGAAUUCUCAUACUCACCUUUGCCCUAGCCGCUGCAAUCCAUAAAAUGACUUUCAGAUCAAGCGAUAGUUUUCUUGACUUUCAUAGCGGAGAUACUUUGAGGAAGCUUCGCGUUGCAAGCCAAAAGAUUUGUAGGCUGGGAAGAGAGCAAGCGAACGAGCUGGUGGACUUCUUUAGUGAAAUAUCUCGCUUCAUUCGAAGGAAGUCAGAAGUCCAGCAGAGAUAUUCACCGGUAACCCCAAAAGACGAUAGAGUCCUGGCAAAUCAUGAAGUGCCAGAAGAUAGAAAGAAAGCAUCAAAACUUGGGGCAUCUUUGAGUAGCAAUGAGGCGGAGCAAAUGCCCUGCGAAGAAUAUAAUUGCCACAAUUUUGUUGAUGAGUACAAGCCUGUUAAUCUCCAAUCCAAAGGAACCGAUUUAGUAUUUGAUCUGACAACAAAGGAAGGAAGAAAGGAAUGGAAGGCCUACAUCAACAGAGGGAAGAAAAGGCAACAGUCAAGCAACGAAAGUACAGUUUCAAGUUGUAAUGGAAUAAUUUAUAAGGGCCUUAGCGGCUGCACGAAAACAGAAAGAGCCAUAGAACUGAACCCUGUGUUGCAAAACGUUCCUCUUUACGAUAGACACGGUAAGCCGUUGCGUAGGGUUUACAUUCCAGGUACGGGGUGGAUAUCAAGACGCAAAUACCUCGAGCAGCAUGAGUAA
Molecule: messenger RNA, 1020 nt
Organism: Lachancea dasiensis
Lineage: Eukaryota; Fungi; Ascomycota; Saccharomycetes; Saccharomycetales; Saccharomycetaceae
Source: the annotation of a GenBank genome assembly